AUGGCCGGCCAGCAUGCAUCAGGGUUUAAUCCCCAUCCGCCGGGCUUCCGUUACAAGUUUCUCGCGACCACGCUAGGCGCAUCGAUGUGGUUCUUCCUAUUCUAUCGCGCAAGGAAGGAUGGACCUAAGCUUCUAGGCUGGAGUCACCCAUGGGAAGCUCAUGGGCAUGAACACGGGCACGAAGCAGCGCACAAUGAGCAUCAUUGA
This is a messenger RNA of Sparassis crispa, 207 nucleotides long. RefSeq lists its product as hypothetical. The transcript is spliced from 4 exons. The record is from RefSeq and is a predicted model, not a curated record. The coding region runs from base 1 to 207 and encodes 68 amino acids. Lineage: Eukaryota; Fungi; Basidiomycota; Agaricomycetes; Polyporales; Sparassidaceae. Gene Ontology annotation, cellular component: mitochondrial inner membrane.